AUGGCAGUUGUCACAGAGGUAACGGAACAGUUGGUAAGCGGCAAGGGGAUGCCGGAGCUGCUGCAAAGGCGAAACGAUAAGAAAGAAAUAUUCAAGUUGUUGCUAGACAAGAGGGUUUAUGAGGCUCUCGAGUUCGUCGAGGUGCUCCCUAACCGAUGGAAAGAAAUACUCGAGCUGUUACUUGAGAAGUGCGGUGAUCAAAUCCAGAUUGGGCCUGACGUGAUUAUAGAAACUUCUGCAGCCCAGGAUAGAGGCAGUGCAUUGGAGAUGUUCCUAGGGGAAAGAGGUAGUGAGAUCCAACUUACACGGGCAGCAGCCGAUACGGUACUCAGUAUGGAGGCAGCACGAAGAGGGAAGUCAGAUCAACGAUGUUCUUGA
This is a messenger RNA of Clonostachys rhizophaga, 378 nucleotides long. The record is from the annotation of a GenBank genome assembly. NCBI's taxonomy places the organism in Eukaryota, Fungi, Ascomycota, Sordariomycetes, Hypocreales, Bionectriaceae.